This is a messenger RNA of Chilo suppressalis (striped riceborer), 1961 nucleotides long. The record is from the annotation of a GenBank genome assembly. Lineage: Eukaryota; Metazoa; Arthropoda; Insecta; Lepidoptera; Crambidae.
CGCCGCCAUAUUGAAAAUUUUAGUGAUUCCGUAAAUUAUCGUCUGCAAUGGAGUGUUAUUUUUGUCUAUCAAAUUUUCAUAUUUUCGUUGAAGAUUUAUCAGAAUUAUGCAAUUUGUUCACUGUUUCUCAGUUCGGUUACGGUCCCUGCAGAAAAGCUUCGGUCGUUUGACAGAAUUCGCCUGAGAGUUUGUAAAGUGUCGGUCGAUCCUGGAGACAUCUUGUGAUCGAAAACCACUAUUGCACUCAGUAGCUUGGCUGUCUGAAUUUGUCCUCACGUGAAACGGUAACAAAAUUAGAUUGGUGCUAUUUAGGGUCCUCAAUCAUGGAAGUGUCGUGGGACGCAGAUAAUUUUGAGCCAAAACUCCCGGCCACGUUGACUACAUCGAAUAAAUGGGAAGGCGAGGACGAAGAAGAGAUAGUCAAGGAUAGCUGGGAAGAUGAAGAAGAAGAGAAGAAGGAUGAAGAAAAGAAAGAACAAGCCGUAGCUCCUCCUCCUGCUAAGCCCAAAAAGAAAAUUCAAGACAAAAUUGCCGAAAAAGAGCGGCUUGAACGUGAGAAGGCUGAACGGCUAGCCAGCGAAAAGCCUGAGGAGUUGACUCCAGAACAGAAGCUCGCUGAAAAACUCCGCCAGCAGAAAUUGCAGGAGGAAUCUGACUUGCGACUUGCUAUGGAAACAUUUGGUGUGACUGAAGGCGGUGGUAAACUGGACAGCUUCCAUCCGACGAGCAAGGAGGAGUUCACAGAGUUUGCAGAGUUGCUCAGCAAGAAGAUCACUCUGUACAAGGCCAAGGAAGAGUUCCCAGCGUUCGCUGAUGAGCUUGUUAGGAGUAUUAUUGUUCAAAUGGCAUCCGGUGACAUCAAAAGGAUAAAGAUGUCUGUAGACAAUAUUUACAUUGAGAAACAGAAGGCGGAGAAGAACGAUAAGGCCAGGAAACCCACAAAAGGCAAGGGCAAAGCCAAAUUAAAAGUGGAAGGUGAUAAUGCCCACCUCAACCAAUACGACACUUAUGGCAACUUCGAUGACGAUUUCGACGACUUUAUGUAAGCACGCGUACAACAAACAACGGUGCCUGGCGUCCCAGCGUUCCCACUCUUAUUGACCUCUUUAUAUGGCUCAAAUUCGUUUAACAACACUAGGGGAAUAGUCAUAAAAAAUAACCCCACCCCUUUCACUCUACUAAAUAUAACCUCUAUUUUUUUACUGAUAGAGUAUAGAAAUGCAUGUCUGAAUCGUCCAGUAUUGCCAACACUCCGCUCGGCUAUACGUGUUUGCUAUUCGUAAACUUGAGAACAGUCUGUCUUUAUCAUGCUUUACAAGGAACGAAAAGGACAGACUGAUGUCAAAUUUACAAAUGGCAAACACGAAUAGCGAAGUCUAGUACUGGCAUAACACAAUGUUGAUUGAUGUGUUGUAAGAGAGAAUCAAUAGUUUCUGAUAUGUAUUUACUAUCAUUGUUGUUAGAAUUGUGGCAGGAUCAUAGUCAAAGAAUACUAAUAUAUUGAAAAAAUUAUAAUGGACAGGGAUCUUGCAGUUUGAUCAAUCAAUAUAUGUCGUAUAAUAAUCUAUUAUGGGUGAAUGUUAAUGAAAAUAUAUGAAAUGUGUACUGUUUGAGAUUUACGUUACAAUGUACUUACUGUCAACUUCAUAUCGGGUUGCCAUUCAGAAUUUCGCAAGGGAUAUUGCACUCUAUUUCAUAUAGGUUAAAGUUUAAAAACAUAAUUAGGAGAAAAGCAGUUUUUAAAAAUUAAUGGCAUAUCUCACGCGCAGUUGACAGUCAAUUUUAUUUCAAUAUAAUUAACCUACAUUGCUCGAAUGCAUUACAUUACUUAACAUAUCAGUUCGUCUCUUUCUUUUAUAAGACUUUAAAAAAUUGGUUCCCUAUAUUAUUGAACCGGAAAGCAUGCUCUAUAACAUACGAUAUAAGGUUGAAAAUUGGACACAACUCAUUGACACCUGUAA